AUGGAGGAUCCCGCCGAAGACGAUUCAGCAUCGGGCGGAAAGGAAGAGGGAGCUGGUGGUGUGAGCGCUGGCACGGCGGAAAAGGUCAAGAAGCAGUUUUCGGGGGAGUAUAACACGUUCUGGAACAAGUUUCUGUGGCAUCUUUUCCGCAAGCUGACCCCAAAAGAUCGCCGUAUUGGUUAAAUCAUAAAAGGUAGCUCCUUGCUUGCUGUCGGGGGUAUGCGGUCCUUGAAAGAUGCUUAACAACCAAAUCGAGUAAGCCGAACUCAACAACAACGAGAAUGCCGUUCUUCCCAGCAACUUGACAUGAUGAAAAAUAUACCAACUUUAUUCAUUCCAACA
Phytophthora nicotianae INRA-310 is the source of this 342-nucleotide messenger RNA. RefSeq lists its product as hypothetical. NCBI's taxonomy places the organism in Eukaryota, Oomycota, Peronosporomycetes, Peronosporales, Peronosporaceae. The coding region runs from base 1 to 183 and encodes 60 amino acids. The transcript has a single exon. The record is from RefSeq and is a predicted model, not a curated record.